This is a messenger RNA of Camellia sinensis, 1044 nucleotides long. Lineage: Eukaryota; Viridiplantae; Streptophyta; Magnoliopsida; Ericales; Theaceae. The record is from RefSeq and is a predicted model, not a curated record.
AUGGCAGCACAAGCACAUGCAGAUGAUGAUCAAGAAAUUCAAGAAACCCAACAACAACACCCACAACAACUACCCACCUCCACAACCACCAUUGAACUUCACGUUUCUCUCUCUAGAAACCAAUGGGUUCAGAGACCGGACUCCAAGUUCUCCUCACAAGAUCAACCCACCCACCACCACCUUGCUCCACCCACCACCACCACCACCACCCCAGCCGCCGCAUCCAGUGGUUUAGAGAUUCCGCAUCAAUUGGUAGCGACGAGAAAAGUCGGUGCUUCUUCUUCCAAAGACCGCCACACGAAAGUGAACGGCCGGGGGCGGCGCGUCAGGAUGCCGGCGCUCUGCGCCGCCCGGAUCUUCCAGCUGACGCGCGAGCUCGGCCACCGCUCCGACGGCGAGACCAUCGAGUGGCUGCUCCGCCACGCCGAGCCCUCCAUAAUCGCCGCCACCGGCACCGGAACCGUCCCGACGGGUCCGGUUUCCACUCUCGCCGGAACUCUCCCUCUCUCCUCGGCCUCCUCCUCUUCCAGAGUCGCCGGGGUUUCUGGUGGUGGACAUGUACCGGCGGGAAUGUUCGCGGUGGCGCCGCCGAGCUGUAGAUUGAACUUGUCUCAGCCGUCGCCGACGAUGGUGCUGGACCUUUCCGGGAAUGAGUACCGGCAUAUGCCGUUCACGGCGUUGUUGCUGCAGCCGGCGACUGAUGAGGCGGAGGAGAGAAGACAAGAAGAGGUGCUUGGGGAGGAGAAGAUAUGAUUCUGUGAAUGUAUAUAUAUAUAUGUAAUAAUGUAAUGUGUGUGUGUUUCUAGGGUUAGUGAUUAAGGUUCAGUGUGUUCUAUUAGUAGUUAGAAGGAUUGAAAAUUUUGGGUCUUGUGAUUUCACUCAGAAAAAUGAGAGAGAGAGAAAAGAAAAAAAAAAAGUGUUCUACAGUAAAUUUUUUUUUAAAAUAUGAUUUUUUUAUUGAGGUUUGGAUGAGGGUGAACGUGAGGGAAAUGUAAAUUAUCUUAAAUGGGAAUAGAUGGUGGGCCCUUAUUUGCUUGAUAAUAA